Messenger RNA from Wyeomyia smithii (pitcher-plant mosquito), 603 nucleotides. RefSeq lists its product as uncharacterized. Lineage: Eukaryota; Metazoa; Arthropoda; Insecta; Diptera; Culicidae. The transcript has a single exon. The record is from RefSeq and is a predicted model, not a curated record. Bases 1 to 603 code for a protein of 200 amino acids.
AUGCAUUACUUGCGAGCAGCGCUUUCUGGCGAAGCGGCUCGUGUUAUUUCCUCGCUCGAGAUUUCCGCCAACAAUUACCUUGUUGCAUGGAAAUUGUUGAAGGAACGUUUUGAAAACACCAUCCUGCUGGUGAAACGGCAUGUUUCUGCCCUACUUACAAUUCCUUCACUGAAAAAAGAGUCUGCACAGGGACUUGCAGAUCUCGCCGACGAAUUCGAUCGUCAUGUACAGCUGUUGGAUAAACUCGAAGAUUCUGAAAACCACUGGAACGCCUUUCUAGUAGAGCGAUUGAGUCAAUGUCUUGAUAGCGUUACACUCCGUGAGUGGGAGACACAUGUUUCCGCAGGCGAUGAAUACCCGAAUUACCGAGAAUUACUCGAGUUUAUCCACAGAAGAUCGCGAAUCGUACAAACUUUAAAGCUCUCCCAAUCGGCAAACACCCAGUUCGAGAUCAAGCAUCCCAAACCCCGAUCAGUUGUUGCCCAUGUCGCUUCCGACAACGUUACCCAGUGCGUCAACUGUAAGCACGCUCACGUCCUGUUCCAGUGUGACCUCUCCACAACAACGGUUCGAAGUCGUGAAGAAGCACGGGAUGUGCAUUAA